AUGGCACGCCUGCUUUGUGGGUCCAGGCGCUUCAGGGCUCACUUUGUAGCGUCCCUGCGACUUGCACUGAGCCUGCGUCUAAAGUUCAUUGUUGGGAUGGUCAUAAACAUAACUCUUGGCCUCGUUUUCCCACUAUUGAUGACUAUCAGUAUAUCUAGCACAGCGCCAAAAGAGAAGCUCUCCUUCGAUGACAUACACCUUGAUUCUCCGUGCCUAAAAGUGGGGACCUGCUAUACAUUUGCGUGGGGCCCGACAGGAAAUAAAGAUGUAGAAGCAUUUAUGUCUGCUGUUUUUGAAGAAGCAAGGACUGCUAUCAGCAGAAACGACGUAAAGGAUAUCGGCUUCCAGACGUUCGAGGAGCUUUAUGGAUUUAUAACCGGAGAAGGGCUGGGCCAUGUUGGUGUCGGUCUUUUUAUAGAGAACUCAACGCGGAAAAUACGCUUAUAUUGCAAUAAUAAGGUCCCUAACGUGCCACUAAUGGCCGAUAUCUCUCUCGACAGCUCUACCUUACUGCAGGUGGUGAGGAUUUUGAACACGGUGCAUUCGGGCAUUUCCGGGUACGACAUACAAUUCUAUAAUACCAUGAGUCUAUUCUUUCAGAGCAUAGGUGCUACGAGCAUUUCUAUAGUAUCAAUGACCUUCAUAGUAUCAGGAAUGUACACCCUUUCAAACAUAGGGAUGAUGAAGGGCAAUCGCCGCUACGAAUACCUUGUAUGCCAUGGGCUGCAUAGACUUGCAUAUCAGAUAGCAAACGCAGUCGUCACGCUGGGUGAAAUUGCCAUCGUGCUUGUAGGCACCAUCCUUAUUUGCUAUUACUUUGGAAUAGGGUCAACCAGCAACCGUUGGCUUACUGUGGUAGUGCUCCUCUUAUCCAUUUUCCCAGUGGCAGCGCAGAAUGUGUCAUGGUCGCUGUUUUGCGCCUCAACAAUCAGCAGACCCAACACAAUGCAGCUUCUCUUUUUCCUUCCAUCCAUGUUGGUCGCCAUAGUCCAAAUGAUAAUUACGUUCACCGUGAAACAGGAGUUGCAAUCUACGAAUAACAGUGGAAUACAGUUUCUAAUGGCCAUCCUGUCUCUUCUAUUCCCGCCGUUUGCCAACAGCUCCUACUUCACAGCUGCAAGCAUGGUGUUUGCACAUGACUCUUUAUACUACUCUACCUUUGGACGAGUAACGUCCAUUACUGACGGUCUCACCAAGUCUACUAAGUAUUACCCCAAUCUUUUGCUCCUAGUAUUGAGUAGUAUUAUUUCUGGUCUUGCAUAUUUUGCACUCGCUGUGUACCAGGAGUACACUAGCCCCGGAAGCGCAGCUCCCAGGAAGCCACGCAGCUUUCCGAUUCAUUGGCUCCAGACAAGAAAGACUAGCACUAAGAAAAAGACAGAGGAUGAUAAGCAGAGUGAGGAACCAUCAUCAAUUAACCUGUCGACCUCUCAGCUAAUUGAGUCACAGAUCCCGUUGCUCAACGGACCCGAUCGUGAAAACGUAUCAGAGUAUGCAAUUUCAUUAAGAGACGUCUCAGUCAUAUUUCCCCUCAAAGGCAGGGCAACAAAAACUGAAAAUCCACCUAUAGGAGAUGUUAUAUCUGCAAAGUACGUAAGCAACGGAUCUCUAUAUACGACUGCCCGCGGAUACAACGUGAGCGCAAAGGAUACAAAGGCACUUUAUCAUCUGACACUUAACCUGCCAUAUAAUAGCGUUAUUGGGUUACUGGGUGCAAACGGAAGCGGGAAGAGCACGUUACUGAAGGUUCUCUUGGGAAUGUAUAAGCCAGUGAGUAGUCGGUACCUACCCAACAAGUACGCUGAGGUGGCCAACGGUAGCGUGUGCCUUCUAGGAACGUACUGUCCUGUCACUGCCGAAGAGGAAUUAUACAGUGGAAGGCAUUUGGCUCUUGUAUUGCAAGAAAACGUGAUGUUCCCAAAGGCCACAGUAGGGGAGCAAAUUAACAUAUUUGCAGCCAUUGUAUUGUACGACUUUCCGCUCGGGGAACGCAGCCAGCUGAUCCUGACCAGUCUUGAGUGCAUGGGGUUGGCUGAUAAGCUGAACCAAAAGGUAGAGACUCUAUCUGGGGGUCAGAAGAGGCGCCUAAAUAUUGCCAUGACCAUACUCCUCUGUGAGGCGGGCCUUGCUGAACUUCUAAUCAUGGACGAGCCUGCAUGCGGUGUGGACAUCGAGUCCCGCACCUUCUUAUGGAAGUAUCUCAAGAGUUUACGGAUUCGAGCGCAGCAGACAGAUAAGCGCUUCUGCGUCCUCCUAACAACGCAUCUCUUUGAAGAAGUGGAAGAGCUCUGCGAAACAGUCGUCAUGCUCAGAGAUGGAAGGCUUUUAGCUGCAGGAAGUCAGCUCUUUUUCAAAACUGAGUUUGCGGGAGGCUAUCAAUUGCUACUAGAUUGUCCUAACUCAAGAAAAAUCCUUUUCGAUGUGCACAGAAAAUUCUUUUAUGCACACCCUAUCUCUAAUGAUGAUUGUGAGGAUGAGCUCUUAAAUGUAGUCACAGUAGAUCCGUACAACCACAAUCUCAGCGCUCUGUUUAUUAGCUACGCUGACCAAGCAAAGCUUCCAGAUGCGCUACAAUAUCUCGCUGAAAGGGGCAUUCCCCAGGAACAAUGUGCUCUGCAUACAGCUUUGCUAUCGGAAAUUUUCAUUCAGCAGCAAGAAAAAGAGAUGCCGGAAGUGCCUGCUGUAGAGCAUGGGUGGUAUUGUGAAAAAUAA
Giardia duodenalis is the source of this 2712-nucleotide messenger RNA. RefSeq names its product ABC transporter. The transcript has a single exon. The coding region runs from base 1 to 2712 and encodes 903 amino acids. The record is from RefSeq and is a predicted model, not a curated record. Lineage: Eukaryota; Fornicata; Diplomonadida; Hexamitidae. Gene Ontology annotation, molecular function: ATP hydrolysis activity; ATP binding.